GUUAUAAGAAGUUCGCUGUCGAAGCACCAAUAUUUACCCAUAUAAAGCGUUAAGCGUUUAAUACCGGAUUAAUAUAAAUGGUUCAAAUCAUGCUGUUCUUUCCAACAAGAAUGAUUUCUUAAUAUUGUUUAUUGUAAAACGUUUGAAAGACAUAAAUCGGUUAUUUGAUUGAUAUGGAUACUACUUCGCAGUCAACAUCAAUUGUGAAUACUAAUUGCCAAAAUGUUGUCAAUAUCAUUGGCGAUAACAACGUUAUUAACUUGCAAGGUUCUGAGGUACAAGACAAUCACAUUAACAAGGUUUAUCACCCUGGAAAUGUUGGCCAGAAACAUCAAAAGGUAGCAUGCAUUUAUCCUGACAAGCCAUUUCACAUUUCACGCGAAAGAACAACCGAAUUGAACCAAAUUGAGUCAUUGUUCUUGGGAAUGACUGAUGUCGAUGAUGUUGUAAGAACGGUCUAUCUGACCGGUCUACCAGGGGCCGGUAAAACAGAGCUAGCUCGGCAAUACGGUAAACAUGUUGGGAUGUCUACUGACCCAUCCAAACAUACACUUGUGAUUACAUUGAAUGCCAAAUCGAAAGAAUCCCUUUUGAAAUCUGUAGAAGAAGCCACGCAGUCAUUUAGUGUGCAACGGACAAACCACAAUCUCGACGUUCUGAUGAAAAAACUUGGGGAUCACUUCCGUGCCUUCAGUGGUACUUGGCUUUUGAUCAUUGAUGAUAUGUUUGGAAAGAAUGAUUUCAACGAUUUAUUUCCACGACCUGGUAGCAACGAUUGGGGUGGUGGGCGGAUCCUGGUUACGACGCAGGAUAAUAAUCUCCCACAAGCUUGUAGUCAGUUUGAAAAAAAUAUGUCAUUAAAUGGAGGAAUGAGCAAAGAAGAUGCUGUUUCAUUGCUUAAAGAUAUCAGUCGUGUUGAGUUUGAUGGUUUUGCCGAAGAGAUUAUCAAUGAGUUAAAAUAUCUUCCUCUUCCUUUGGCUUGCUGUGCAACAUAUGUUGGGGAAAUAAGGCAAGAUCGUGCAUCAACACAGUUUGGAUGGGAAGAAUAUUUAAACCGGUAUCGUGACACUGACAACUCUGACGAACUACAAUCCCGAACGUUUCGUAGCAACAACAGUGCUUAUCCCUCCUCAAUGAUGACUGCUACAAGAAUGGCUGUGAAUCGAAUAGCGAAGGCGAGCGAUGUUCUCAAACUGGCAUUUUCGUUUCUUUCAUACUGUUCUUCGUCUCCAGUUCCUUUGAAGGUACUUGCAUUAUAUGUCCAAGAAAAUCUCCCAGAUCGGAAUAAUCAACAGACCUCAAAGGGAAACGAGAUUUUGGAAAUUGAAAACGAGAUUUCGAGGUGCUCAUUGCUCAUCCACGAGCGGUCGCGGAACGUGGAAGCAAUAAAAUGUCAUCAGGUUAUUCACCAUGCUCUUAAAUGGUUUGAAAACUCGAAGCCUGACGAACAACAGGAAAACGAAUUUGGUCAAAUGAUGAAAUGUCUAAAUGAGACACUGGACAAUAGAAAUAAAGAAAAUACAGAUAAAGAAGGCGUUCUUCUUCGACUCCUUCUGGGACCUCUCCUAAAACUGUUUGUUGAUCAUGCCAUUCUUAGAUCCUGGAAUACAACACCUGAAUUUGUUUUUAUUUCUGUGAAGAAUGACCAGUUCCUUUUUUCAACAUCGGGCAUGCCUGUCGAAGAUGCUGAGAAGAGACUGGAACUUUUGGAAAGCGUUCAUGUUAAACUUGACAUAGCUGACAAGAUUCGCUGUGAGAUAUUAUCAAAUCUUUGGUUCUAUUACAUAGAGCUCGACCUUAAGAAGCUUGCUUUAAAGAAUUUGCGCGAAGCUUAUGAAAUGACUGAUGAUGAAAGUGAUAAAGAAUGGUUGUAUUUAAGAUGCUGCAUCUCUUUCCACUUGGCCCAGACGUAUUUUGGCGAGGACAAUUUUGGUCUUGCAGAAAAAUUUAUAAAGACGUCAAUAAGUAUGGCCAAGAAAAUCUAUGCGGAAGAAGAAGACCAAGUUAUGGAAAGAUAUUUUUGGCUGGCUAAGAUUUGCUAUUCCUUGAAGAAAUUCUGGAAACUUGGAUGGGUUGUCGAAGAAGCAAAAUGUUUUUACUCAAAGUUUGCGCCGGAUAUUAAGAGUCUAAAAAGGGCACGAUGUUUAGACUUUCUUUCACGUAUAUACAACUACAAAGACGGUGUGGAAUUCUUUUAUAUUCCCAUUAGAUACAGGAACUACAUAAAAUUGAGAAGGGAAUCAAUCAUCGAAGCUCUCGACAUUUAUGAACAGAUAUUAGGAACCGACGUGGCCUCGUGCUCAGAUUACUGUGUAUUACUUGCCGAGUGUGCAAAAGUUCAAUUGGAAACAAACCCAACCGAAGCAAAAGAAAAAAUUGAAAAGGCUCUCGAAUACUGCAACCAAAAUGGUGACAAGUUUAACAUGAGAGUGAUGGCUGCCAAUAAGAAGCAUUUGUUUGAUAAUUCAAGCUGGUGGCGGAGACCAUUUUAUGAUCUUAAGAACUUUGUAUCCCGAGGAUAUAUUGCUUUUGCUGCAGAUAUUAACGUAUGUGACGAAGUCUUGGAAGGAUUUGAAAAUGGAGCAAUAUCGCCAUCUCCCCGAGCGAUAAUCCCGAUCAGAAGAAAAAGGAAGUAUUUGGAUUGGGCAGACUGGAGUUUAGGUUGUUUGCUUAUUAUUUAUUGUUUUAUCUGUAUGUUAACGUCGCAUUUAACAAAAAACUAAUAGCAGUAUUAUCCCAUUUAUGGGGUACGAUUGAAAUGUAUAGGCUUAAUGCUAAUGGAACUAUAAACUGCAAUGUGUAAACUGUUUCGUUCACUUCGUGCUAAUUCAUUACCGCAUAAGAAAUGCAAAUAUUUUGCUCCAGUCCUAUUUUAAAAUGUACUAUGUUGAUCUUAGUCGCCGUCAAAUCUUAGUUAUAUAUAGUAUAUAUAGAGAUCGUAGACGUAGGACACAAGACUAUGAAAGUCAUGCAAUUCAGGGAUAAAAUACAAGGCGGUGCCUAUCGAUCAAAGCGACUAUAUGCUUCUGUGUAUGCUUCUGUGUCGCUCAUGUGUUUAUAUGUUAUAUCACUGAUAUGAAGAUAGAACUUGUAUGUGAGACAAACUGCAUGGCUAGCGUACCAGAUCCAUGAUCCUAAUCUUUAUCCUGCAAACGUUUAGCGCUAGUAUUUGUGUACUCCUGCAUGUAUAACUACAUAUUAUGAUGUACGAGUUUUCCAUAUUAUAUAAUAUGGCAUAUGUCUUAGUUGUUAUAGAUUGUAUAGAGGUAUAUACUUGCAUGGACUGACGUAAUUUGUGUUUAUUCAAUUGUUAGUUACCUGCAUUAUAUGAAAUAGACUUUUAUAAAUCUAGGAGUCUAUUUACGACUUCAUGCAGGCGCAUAUCAGACGCAAAAUUUGUAAUUAAAUAAACGAUAUCCCGAGUAACCUCUCCCCCCCCCCCCCUUAAUUAUUAUAUUUAUU
Messenger RNA from Dendronephthya gigantea, 3462 nucleotides. RefSeq lists its product as uncharacterized. The transcript has 4 exons. Gene Ontology annotation, molecular function: ADP binding; protein binding. Lineage: Eukaryota; Metazoa; Cnidaria; Anthozoa; Malacalcyonacea; Nephtheidae. The record is from RefSeq and is a predicted model, not a curated record. Bases 174 to 2723 code for a protein of 849 amino acids.